This is a messenger RNA of Eufriesea mexicana, 563 nucleotides long. RefSeq names its product leucine-rich repeat-containing protein 71. The record is from RefSeq and is a predicted model, not a curated record. Lineage: Eukaryota; Metazoa; Arthropoda; Insecta; Hymenoptera; Apidae. Gene Ontology annotation, molecular function: protein binding. The coding region runs from base 1 to 531 and encodes 176 amino acids. The transcript is spliced from 5 exons.
AUGCAAAGAUACAGUACUAUAACGGUAUUGAGAUUACCAGAUUGUAAUAUAAAUGCAUUCGGCGUGAUGCAAAUCGCGGAAAUGUUAAGGAACAUCGGAUGCGUGCGAGACUUAAAUUUAGACAUGAAUCCGAACGUGCAAGAAAAUUAUCAUUUGCUCUGCACAUCCAGAGGAAGACUUUGCAAAAUAACCGAUACCGGAGUGGAGAAAAUCGCGAGGGAACUGCAAUAUCGAGAUCCACCUAAUAAUCCGAAAUUGCUCAUUUUAAACUUGGCAAAUAAUCACGUCACGAAGGAUGGCGCUGUACACUUGGGACAAAUGCUUCGAACGAAUAGGUCUCUGAGAUGUCUAGUUUUACUCGGGAAUAGAAUAUGCGACGAGGGUGCAUCAUCGAUACUCCAAGAACUUAAAAGAAUCACCUUAAGCCACGAAGAAAUCGUAGAACUCCGUCGAAGAAAGUUCGCUGAACUAGCGUUACUGGAUGAAUGGGUAAUCAGAUAUUUACCUAAAAUCGUUCAUUCGACACCCUGAAACCCAUACGGUUUUCAUUUAAUUCCGAAAAA